CCCUGUACAGUGUGGGCCGGUGGCGGCCCCGGUGGCCGGUGUCGGUACUGAAGCUCCAGCAGGACUCUCGCUGCGUCGAGUCAGUCCGCCGAAGCUCUGCCGACUGGAGGGAUGUGACCCCGGAACAGGACGCCCUCCUACAACAACACACCAUUCAAACAGAGCAGAGAAGAAAGAAAAGCUGGACCAGGAGGGAGCUACAGGAGCAGGGGGGAUGAACCGCGAGGAGGCCCCGGGGAAGUCUCCUGAAGACAUGUACGUCCAACAGAAAGUGCGGGUCCUGCUCAUGCUAAAGAAAAUGGGAUCAAAUCUGACGCCCAGUGAAGAGGCAUUUCUCCGGAAUUACGCAGGUGUGGUCCACAGUCAGAUGAGUCAGCUACCACAGCACAACAUAGACCAGGGUGCAGAGGACGUGGUCAUGGCGUUCUCGCGGCAGGAGGCGGAGGAUCGGCGACAGUGACACUGGGCCCCUCAAUCUCCCUCCACUGCACCCCCUCUCCACCCGUCCCCCCCCCCCGCACGUGAUCCACACAGCAACCCAAACUCCACAAACGCGACACUGAUGAGCUCAGGAGAGGAGGGGGCCCAGGAGAGACAGGAGAGGAGGGGAUGAGACUCCAGGAGGUGGCUGCCUCGCUCUCUCCCCCCCAGCCUCUUCACCCCCCCCCCCCCACUUGAGCUGGCCCACCAUGACCUGAGAGUCACUAUGUGCUCAAGCCUCGGCACCAAGGCAGUCAGUGAAAUCACUCGCAGGCCGUGUGGAUGAAUAUCAAAUGUAGUUUUUUCUUUUUUUUUCCCUAUGGGUGGCUUGGUUUUCUUUUUGUAUUAUUUUGUCUGUGUUGAGACAUUAGGCAGUGUUACGUGGUAUAUCUGCUGCGGUCACUGGAGCAAAGUGACCGGCAGCAGCUGAUUGAAGCAAAGAGAAAUAUAGUUUGGGUCAAGCAGCGAGUGUGAUGGUCGAUCGUGUUAGGGGAGACAUUUUUUAUUAUAUCUGCUUACCCUAAUGGGGCUGACAUUUUUUUGAUUUAGCUGAUGUGUCAUUAAGGCUUUUGUAUUGUCACACAAGGGGCCUCAUUUAUAACAUUUGAGGUGUAUAGAAAAAGGCCUGAAAUAUGGCAACGCCAUCUCCCACGCAGCUGUUCUAGAUACUCUGGAACAUUUCUGAGACUUCAAUGCUGAAGACAAAGUAGCCAAAUAAAGUUUAAUGUAUUAAUAACUCUUCUCAGAAAAUUAAUGUUUCUUUUAUAUAUAGUCCUGCCUAGCCUGUGAGAAAGGUCAGGCGGCAGCCGUAAGCAUUCUGGGAACAAAACCCCUUUUGUUAACGUAUUUCUAGGGCGGGUCCUAACACAGGAUGCAGCACCUGAGCAGCAAAACAUUAACAUGCAGACAGAAAGAGGGAAAUGCUGAGUGAAAAAGGAGGACAAUGACAGGCCAAUUACAGGCUUAUGCCCACAAUCUACACCCGAUUGGUCCAGCUGUUUUACAUUAAAUCCUGUCCACCCUUUUACGGCAGGACGUUUGAAAACGUAGAACCCAGACACAUUUACAGUGCAGUGAGCCCUGGUUACCUCUGGCUUUUUGUUUAGUACCAUGCAUAAACAACGUGUUUUUUUUAUUUAAGAAAUUGCCUUUCUAAUCCUGUGGCGCUCACUGCUGUUGUGAUUUGCUAACCGUCUCUUACAGGUCAACUAAGAAAUGACCACAAAGCGUUACGUCUUACUGAAUCAACAUCUGUGACGUUUAACAAACAUCCCUCUCUGUGUAUUUGCAGUCUGACCUUUUUUGUUCACUUACAAAUAUUCGAAUGACACACUGAUUGAUGUGUGUGUUAACACUCACAGCAGGCCUGCCAUUAAUCCUUCAUGUUUAAUUAUGGGAGUGAGCAGGUAGGGUGCCGAGGCUAGGGACUGGGAUUGAUGGGUGAAAGGAGAUUUUAGAAAGCACACGAUUUUCUUCUCAACAAAUCUACACAGCAGUUUUAUAAACGAGGCCCCUCUUGUUCUUCUGCUGCUUUGUUUUGAACCAUAGGCUGUUGAAAGUGCAACAACCCUUUCUCUUGUGGAAAGCGUAACAAUUAAAGACACUAGGAAACAUAAUCUCAUGAAACACAGGUGUACACAUUUUCCCCAACACUGGUUUGCAGUUGUUCCGGCAUGUAAAAUCUUUUUUUGUUGUACAAAUAGAUGGGAAAAUACAAUAAUUGUGCCAAUUGUCAUUUUUGGUGUUUUUUUAUCUGUAAAAUGACAUUAACAUAAUGAUCUAAGAAGAAUUGAUAAUAGACAAGCUGUAGUUGUAAUUUAUUGUUUACUGAAUUGACUUCCUCGAACACAUCAUUAAAGAGAGAACCAGUAGAUAGUUUAAUUUCAUCAGCGGUGGCUCUUUGUUCACACUAAAAUCACACAAACUCUAAUUUUUAACUACCUGUUACUAAAACCAUGUGAAGCCAAACGUAAGAGCUGUGUGCUAUUUCUCACUGUUAUUUGCAAAAAAUACAUUUUGAUAUCUAGCGCAGAGAUUUUAUGUUUGGUUCAAUGGAUAAAAGAAAACUUUUUAACCAUGUUUUUAUUCCUUCAGUGAUUUCAAAAAGUAUCUUCUCUGUGUUAAUUCAACUGGAAAAGCUCAAAGGAAUAUAUGUUAACAACCAACAUGUUUUUCUAGUGACAUGCUCAAUAUUUAAUGUGUUUUAAAUACAGUUUGUUAACUUGUAUAACUUAAAAAAUAAUUGUAACGUAAUGUUUUAAAGCCAAGCAUGUCUGCCUCGUGAUUUACAAUGUUCAUUCAGCCGAAGACUUUUGAAGCCUCGGCACAUUGACCAUUGUUUGUACAUUCUUGACGUUUGUGGAAGCUACUAUCACUUUUAAAAUGUUUCAGAAAAAAAAUUAUAAUUUUUUUUAUGGGUCAAGUGUUAUCCAUUAUUUGUUGUUGGCAAUAACUUCUAUUUGAAUGUCUUCAGCAAUCAUUGUUCAUGUAAUCAGCCAACAGAUCUAUCACGCUGUCCGCCUAUGACUAAGACAUUUGUCUUUUUAUGUUUACUUAAAAAAAAAAAAAAACAUUCUUUAUUUGUCUAUGCAUUGUUUUUUCUCUCUUUUAAAGGUGUCUUACUGUACAUUUUACCUAUCGGGUUGUUCUACAGCCUGUAGUCAAGUUGUGGAUGAAUGUAUGUGUGUGUGAAUGUGUCAUCAUUCAAUUUGCUACCGGUUUUUGAUUUUCAGCAUGCGGUUGCGUUUGACUAGGAUCGAUGUAUCUUUUUACUGUGAUGACCUUGCCUAAUUGUCCUAUUUUUUGUGUUGCUUUUUAUAUUUUAUUUUCCUCUCAGUCGACAUUGAUUAGUUGGUUUUGUUUUUGUAUGGCUGCUGACCAUGUCUUGACUUAAUGCUUCCAAAUCCUAUACCAACUGAACCAUUAAAGAUAUUUUAAACAGUG
Molecule: messenger RNA, 3423 nt
Organism: Trematomus bernacchii (emerald rockcod)
Lineage: Eukaryota; Metazoa; Chordata; Actinopteri; Perciformes; Nototheniidae
Gene: ctnnbip1
Product: catenin, beta interacting protein 1
Exons: 4
Coding region: 215-460 (81 amino acids)
Biological process (GO): negative regulation of Wnt signaling pathway
Cellular component (GO): nucleus; beta-catenin destruction complex; cytosol
Molecular function (GO): beta-catenin binding
Source: RefSeq, a predicted model, not a curated record